AUGAAGCAAUUCCACAAGGAGCCGCAGUACACGAGCACGGACGCCAACUUUAAUCUGUGGUCGCCUCGUACGCGAGGCCGUAGCAUCCGUGGUCGUCGUGCUGUGAAAAAGCAUUCGAACGAGUUUACUCGUAGCACUUUGUGCAAGUACGAGGACGUGAGCAACAUUGGGGUUGUCCUCGACAGCGCUCCAUGCCAUGCUCCCGCUGAGACCGUUUUUAACGAGCCAGAGUUUCAAGCGGCGACGCUGCUGCGCUUUGGGCCGGACUCGCCAAUGCUCAACCCAAUUGAGAACGUCUUUUCGGCGUUCAAGUCGAAGGUGAAGGACUAUAUGACCGGGCGUAGGGUACACAAUAUUGCCGUGCCCCAGGGAACGACGAUGAAGGCGCACAGGCAUCAGUUCCUCCAAGAAGCUGCGCACACUCUUUUCCCUCUCGUUGCCACUGCGCCGUUAAACGUGUCGUGCUACCGCUACACGCUCACGUUUCACGUGAAGGUGGCGGACUUUGAUAACAUGCCGGUGGGACGUUGCCUCAUGGAAAUCAGCUAA
Messenger RNA from Phytophthora infestans T30-4, 549 nucleotides. RefSeq lists its product as uncharacterized. Lineage: Eukaryota; Oomycota; Peronosporomycetes; Peronosporales; Peronosporaceae. The transcript is spliced from 3 exons. The record is from RefSeq and is a predicted model, not a curated record. The coding region runs from base 1 to 549 and encodes 182 amino acids. Gene Ontology annotation, molecular function: nucleic acid binding.